UAAAUAUGAAAAAAUUGCAUCAACUUAAAAAUGACUCCAGAAUGAGAAGACCAUUGAAGAUGCAUGGUUCCAAGAGACGCUUAAGGAAAUAAAGAACAUGAUAAAGUCAAGAACAAGCAGGUAGAAGAGAGUAAAUAAGACCGUCAAGUUUAAACAAGAGGAGGAAGUCAAGGAAAUUGAGAAAGUAGCAGAACAGAUUUGUAUUAAGGAUGAACUUUCGCAAUUUUUGGGCAGGGUUAAAGCUGAUAAGCCAGUUUUUGGAUACCCAGACAUAAAUUAUUCAGAUACUGAAGUAGAUGAAGACUCUGAAGAAUCAAACAAAAGCAAAUAAAGACUUCGCUAGAAGCUUAAGUCCAAGUAGACCUAUUGCUAGAAGUCCGUGGAAAUAUUUACAGAACAAUAUUACUGCCCACACUGCUAAUCACAUUGCAUUAAAUAAUUUACUGACAGAAUACAAAAAGGAAGAGGAUAUGAUAAAUUACGUAUACGACUGAUUCACCAGAGGAAGACCUGUCCGUAGGGAAGAGUACAAGACCAAGCUCACACUUGAUGAUUUCAAAUAAGGCUAAAAAGAAAAAGGCAAAGAGGAGAAGAAGGAGAAAACUCAGGAAACAAAAAGGAUCAGAGAGUAAAGGUGAUGAGAAUGAAGAAACUACUAAUACUAUGCUAAGCUCAAGCGUCUCAGAGACAAGUCAAGAAAAGCCUAGAAGAUGAAUGUCUGACCCAAAGAUUCUAAACCAAGAAUAUCCAUUCCAAAAAAUUUUUGUGAAAUUCCAAACACCUGUGCAUAUAUCAAGCGAGAAUUCAAACCAAAGUUCAAGUCCAAAAGGGUCUGCUAAAACAGACCAACUAGGAUAUGCAAAGAAAAAGAGAAACCUUGCUCCAUCCCAUCAUUCAUCUUCCUCUAGUGAAUACUCCGAAUCUGAGCUAGAAUUGAUCAGAGAGGAAAAGCAAAAGGAGAAAGAUGACUGUAUUAAAGAGUUCUUAGCAGGUACAGAUACUGCAGGAAUCGACCUCCAAUACAACAAAUAUAAAUCAGAGUGGAAGAGGAUCAAAUAAAAUUAAGAAAGCCAAAGAAAGAGAGAGGAACAAAUAAGAAGAAAACCAUCCAGCUGAAGAAGGACAUCAAGAAGAAACUUUAUGAAGAGGAAAGACUCAAGAAACUUAAAGAAGAGACUGAGUUGCACUUGAGAGAGGCAGAGGGGAGUAAUGAGAAAUUGCCUGAUAAUGAAAAGUAUACGAAUUGUGGGUUGUAUCCGAGUUUGAUGAAUGUUGAUGAUAUUAAGAAUACAAGCAUCCUAGCGUUUAAGGGGUAACCUUAGUAAACAAGAUAUAACACUCCUGAGAAAAAGGAGGUUUGU
This is a messenger RNA of Moneuplotes crassus, 1361 nucleotides long. The record is from the annotation of a GenBank genome assembly. NCBI's taxonomy places the organism in Eukaryota, Ciliophora, Spirotrichea, Euplotida, Euplotidae.